AUGGUGGCGCCGGACGUGAAGGCGGAGACGAUGAAGCUGAUGGAUCAGCGGGGUGGCCUGGAGGCGGAGAUGGACGCCAUCAUCGCCCGCCUCACCGCGCCCGGUGGGCCGGGCAUCACCGGCGGUCUCGUCGACGCCGAGGGUUUCCCCAGGUCCGACAUCGACAUCCCGAACGUUCUCGCCCAGCGCCGGAGGCUCGCUGAGUUGCGAAAUGAUCACAAGGAUGUUACAAACAAAAUUGAUAAAAAUCUGGAGAUUUUACACUCAGCAAAGUUAUCAAGGAAUGAGCAAUCAACCUCGAGGAGGUCUGAUACAACAGGUCCUUCACACAUUGGAUCAUCUCAAAGUGAACCUAUGGAAGAGGACCAUGUGACCAAACUUCCAUUUGCCAUGAUUGAUGAAAUCACAGAUGGUUCUCCUGCUUCUUUGGAUGGUUUGCAACUUGGAGAUGAGAUAGUAAAGUUUGGGAAUGUGGAAGCUUGUGAUCAAUUGCAGGAAAGGCUCAUCUCUGAAGCUCUUUCCAAUGAGGACAGUCAAGUGCCAUUUUCGAAUGCUAUGAAGAGUCAACGCUCUUCUGCAGAAUGA
This is a messenger RNA of Miscanthus lutarioriparius, 585 nucleotides long. Lineage: Eukaryota; Viridiplantae; Streptophyta; Magnoliopsida; Poales; Poaceae. The record is from the annotation of a GenBank genome assembly.